Messenger RNA from Nelumbo nucifera (sacred lotus), 1378 nucleotides. RefSeq names its product RING/U-box superfamily protein (gene SDIR1). Gene Ontology annotation, biological process: protein ubiquitination; ubiquitin-dependent protein catabolic process. NCBI's taxonomy places the organism in Eukaryota, Viridiplantae, Streptophyta, Magnoliopsida, Proteales, Nelumbonaceae. Gene Ontology annotation, molecular function: ubiquitin protein ligase activity. The record is from RefSeq and is a predicted model, not a curated record.
AUUGGUCAUUUGUUUUCCUUUCCUCCUCUUUUCAGUUUUGCUCCACCUAUUUCUCUGUCAGUGGAAAAAAUUUACAGAAAAGAAACCGAUUAUUUGGUGUAAUCGAGGCUUCACAAGUGACAUCUUUGCUUUGAAUUCGCAUUUCAUUCCACCCAUAACCCAAUUGGUUGACAUGCUGGACCUCAAGGUCCUCAACCAUGGGGCUAUGGUCCUAGUCUAGUUGAUGGCACCAAAAAGAAGGCAGUUGCCAAGGAGGGUAGAUUUCUGGAUAUUAUCUUGGUGCACUAGUGCAAACUCCAGCAGUCCAGCUCAAGUGGUAAAUUCUAUUGUUUUAGCUUGUGCAGCCAUGAGUUUUGUAUUCAGAGGGACUAGAGCAGAUAUAGAAAGUGGAUUUCCAGGAAUUAUUCCUGAACGACGUCCAGUGCGUGUUCCUGCAGCCCGGCCAGUUAAUACCAAUUCAAUGGCUUUCCUUGUCACAGUUCUUUUACUGUUCAUGAUACUAAAUUCACACCAAAUGUCACCAAAUUUUCUGCUCUGGCUAUUUUUGGGAGUGUUUUUAAUGGCCACCAGCCUCAGGAUGUAUGCUACUUGUCAACAAUUUCAAGCUCAGGCGCAAGCUCAUGCUGCAGUAGCCAGUGGUCUUCUAGGUCACACUGAAUUGCGGUUGCAUAUGCCACCUUCCAUAGCGUUUGCAACAAGAGGGAGAUUACAAGGACUCAGGCUCCAGCUUGCCCUUCUUGACCGUGAAUUUGAUGACCUAGAUUAUGAAACUUUGAGAGCACUAGAUGCUGAUAAUGCUUCUACAGUUCCUUCAAUGAGUGAGGAAGAGAUCAAUGCCCUUCCUGUUCACAAGUACAAGGUCACUGUCCCACAUAGUGAUGGUUCAUCAGUAAAACAAGCAUCAUCUUCUUCAUCUGCAGCUGAGAAAAAACAAGAUGUCAGCAAGGUAGAUGGAAGCAUCAAGGCUCCAGAAGAUGAGCUUACAUGCAGUGUUUGCUUAGAGCAGGUUAAUGUUGGGGAACUUAUCAGGAGCUUGCCAUGCUUGCAUCAGUUCCAUGCUAACUGCAUAGACCCAUGGCUGCGGCAACAAGGUACAUGCCCUGUUUGUAAGUUUAGGGCAGCAUCAGGAUGGCAGGAAAAUGGAGAGAGUGGAGUAGAUAAUUCCUACAUGGUUUGAAGCUGUCACACACCCAUGUACCAUUGUAUGUAUUUCAUCGAUAUAAUUAUAUAUGUAUCAACUUAGGUUAUGCAUGACAUAUAAUAUAUAUGAAUUCUUUUUCCCUUGAAUGCCAAUGUGAUUGAUGUACCCGACAAGGUGUAGGUUUGUAGCUUUGAAGUUUAACACUUCCAAUAAGAUAUUCCAUGUACUCUCUCUCUC